Messenger RNA from Lathyrus oleraceus (garden pea), 1534 nucleotides. RefSeq lists its product as uncharacterized. The record is from RefSeq and is a predicted model, not a curated record. Bases 237 to 1400 code for a protein of 387 amino acids. The transcript has 13 exons. NCBI's taxonomy places the organism in Eukaryota, Viridiplantae, Streptophyta, Magnoliopsida, Fabales, Fabaceae.
AAAUCACGUUUAUAUUUCAAACUCACAUUUCAUUUGUUUCAACUUUGGUUGCUUUCUUAAACAACUUCCUUGUCUUAUACUCAUAACCACUGCUUUUUCCCAUGCUUUCAUACUUGUUUUCUGAAUCACUUUUUUUAUUUCAUUCCUUCAUUCAUAAAUUUAGUUCUAUCUUCUCUGCACUUUAAAGAGAAUUUGCAUUCAUUUAUGGAAGACACAAUCAGAAAACUUUGGCUAUAAUGGGCUUUGCCAAGAGAAAACCAAAUGAAAGUAUGAAGUUUAUUGUGAUAUUUUUCUUUGGAGGAUUUCUUGGCUUAUUUAUAGGACUAUCACUUCCAACAUUCUCCACAACAAAGUUGAAUCUCCCAUCUAGUUUGCUUCCUUCCAUUGAUUUGUCUUGUAUUCGCGGGAGCAACGCGUGGUCUUUCGUGAAGAAUGAUGACAGCGCCUCAUCUGAAAAUCAUAAUCCAUCUAAGAUUUGGGUUCCAACAAAUCCUAGAGGUUCUGAAAGAUUACCUCCCGGAAUUGUUAAUGCUCAAUCCGACUUUUUCUUGCGCCGAUUAUGGGGUCUUCCCAGUGAGGAUUUAACUUCUAAGCCAAAGUACCUAGUGACAUUCACUGUUGGAUAUCAGCAGAAAAACAACAUUGAUGCAGCUGUGAAAAAGUUUUCAAAGGAUUUCACGAUCCUACUGUUUCAUUACGAUGGCCGAACGACCGAAUGGGAUGAAUUUGAGUGGUCGAAACGGGCUAUUCAUGUGAGUGCUCACAAACAAACCAAGUGGUGGUAUGCUAAGAGGUUUCUGCAUCCAGAUAUUGUGGCAUCGUAUGAGUAUAUUUUCAUGUGGGACGAAGAUCUCGGGGUUGAGAAUUUUAAUGCAGAAGAAUACUUAAAACUAGUGAAGAAGCAUGGGUUGGAGAUUUCACAGCCAGCUUUAGAACCUCAAAAAGGGUUGAUUUGGAAUAUGACAAAAAGAAGAAAUGAUAGUGAAGUUCACAAAGAAGCACAAGAGAAACCAGGGAAGUGUAAAUACCCUCUUCUCCCUCCUUGUGCAGCAUUUGUUGAGAUUAUGGCUCCUGUGUUUUCGCGAGACGCGUGGCGUUGUGUGUGGCAUAUGAUUCAGAAUGAAUUUGUACAUGGAUGGGGACUUGAUUUUGCUUUUAGAAAAUGUGUUGAGCCUGCCCAUGAGAAAAUUGGAGUUGUUGAUGCUCAAUGGAUUGUUCACCAAGGUAUUCCAUCACUAGGCGAUCAGGGAGAAGCACAAACAGGAAAACCGGCGUGGCGGGCGGUUAAAGAGAGGUGUGGCAUGGAGUGGAGAAUGUUCCAAGGUAGAUUGACAAAUGCAGAAAAAGGAUAUUACAAGUCCAAGGGAAUUGAUUUUUCUAAUUUGCUAGUUCAUAACUAAGGGACAGUAGUUACUUUCAACUGUAACUUAGAUUCCUAGAUAGAGGAUUAUGUAUAUUUGUUGUAUGAAUCGUUACUACAUGUGUAUUUUGAGUGGAAUUUUUGAAUCAUAUUUUCUUCAUGGUUGAUGUGGCA